AUGGGUACCGCUAAGAAAGAGAAACAAAGACGUAUUCGUCAGAACGACACCAAAGAUGGAAAUUUGCGAGUGAAAGGUGAGAAUUUCUACCGUGAUGGUAAGCGUGUGCAGUUUCUGAAUAUGUACAGAGAUGGAUCGUCUAUUCGGAACAAGAAGGGUGAUCUUAUUCGUGCAGCUCCGCUUCAAAGCGCAGAUGUUCCCACAGCCAGAGUCCAGCCAGACCGUCGUUGGUUCGGCAACACGAGAGUAAUUUCGCAAGAUGCUUUAUCGCAUUUCCGCGAAGCGCUCGGUGACACAGAGAAAAAUAAUUAUCAGGUGCUAUUGCGCCGUAAUAAGCUGCCAAUGUCGCUCUUGGAAGAAAAGGAUACACUGGAAUCUCCGCAACCGAAGAUUUUGGAAACCGAAACUUUCAAACAAACGUUCGGUCCCAAGUCCCAGCGGAAAAAGCCACGUGUAGCAGCGUCGAGUCUUGAGGAUUUGGCGGAUUCUACUGCUCAAAACAACAAAGCAUAUGAAGAAAAGCAGGAGCUGGAUUCAACGCUUGGGCUAAUGGGCCAAAACGAAGAGGAGGGUGAUGGUUGGUCGCAGACUGCAAAGGAGGCUAUUUUCAAUAAAGGCCAAUCCAAGCGUAUCUGGAACGAACUUUACAAGGUUAUCGAUUCUUCUGACGUAGUCAUUCACGUUUUAGAUGCCAGAGAUCCAUUAGGAACCAGAUGCAAAUCUGUGGAAGAGUACAUGCGGAAAGAGACGCCGCACAAGCAUCUAAUAUUCGUGCUGAAUAAGUGCGAUUUAGUACCCACAUGGGUAGCGGCUGCGUGGGUAAAGCAUCUGUCAAAAAAUCGUCCAACGUUGGCGUUUCAUGCAUCAAUCACAAACUCAUUUGGUAAGGGUUCUUUGAUUCAGUUAUUGCGUCAAUUUUCUCAACUUCACAAAGACAGAAAACAAAUUUCUAUCGGGUUCAUUGGUUAUCCAAACACUGGUAAGUCAUCCAUCAUAAACACGUUGCGUAAGAAAAAGGUUUGUCCAGUCGCUCCCAUCCCUGGUGAGACUAAGGUGUGGCAAUAUAUUACAUUGAUGAAGAAAAUUUUCCUAAUCGAUUGUCCCGGUAUUGUGCCGCCCUCCGCUAAAGAUACAGAAGAAGACAUUCUGUUUAGAGGCGUUGUUAGAGUGGAACAUGUAACCCACCCAGAACAGUACAUUCCUGGUGUUCUGCGAAGAUGUGAAAGAAAGCAUUUGGAGAGAACGUACGAAAUUUCGGGCUGGAAGGAUUCCGUUGAUUUUGUCGAAAUGCUUGCCAGAAAAAUGGGAAGAUUGCUGAAGGGCGGUGAGCCGGAUGAAUCGGGUGUUUCAAAGCAAGUGUUGAAUGACUUUAAUAGAGGUAAGAUUCCUUGGUUUACGGCUCCUCCUGCAAAAGAAGAGAAAGAGGAAGAGAAGUCCCCAAAGAGUGAAGAAGGGAAGAAGAGAAGUGCCGAGGAGGUCGAGGCCGAGGGCGAGCCUCAGGAAACAAAGAAAGUAAGCAAUUAG
This is a messenger RNA of Lachancea nothofagi CBS 11611, 1524 nucleotides long. Lineage: Eukaryota; Fungi; Ascomycota; Saccharomycetes; Saccharomycetales; Saccharomycetaceae. The record is from the annotation of a GenBank genome assembly.